Molecule: messenger RNA, 1659 nt
Organism: Condylura cristata (star-nosed mole)
Lineage: Eukaryota; Metazoa; Chordata; Mammalia; Eulipotyphla; Talpidae
Gene: GLTP
Product: glycolipid transfer protein
Exons: 5
Coding region: 107-736 (209 amino acids)
Biological process (GO): intermembrane lipid transfer; ceramide transport
Cellular component (GO): cytoplasm; cytosol; membrane
Molecular function (GO): ceramide 1-phosphate binding; ceramide 1-phosphate transfer activity
Source: RefSeq, a predicted model, not a curated record
UGCGGCUGGCGGCAGUGACGGCCCCAGCGCUGACGGCGGCGGCCGCGGGGGCGGUGUGGACCCCCACGGCCCUGGCUGGGGCAUCACCGCCGGCCUCGACCCCGAAAUGGCGCUCCUGGCCGAGCACCUACUGAAGCCGCUGCCCGCGGACAAGCAGAUCGAGACCGGGCCCUUCCUCGAGGCGGUUUCCCACCUGCCGCCCUUCUUCGAUUGCCUCGGGUCCCCAGUGUUCACCCCCAUCAAGGCGGACAUAAGUGGCAACAUCACGAAAAUCAAGGCCGUCUAUGACACCAACCCAACCAAGUUCCGGACCCUGCAGAACAUCCUGGAGGUGGAGAAGGAAAUGUAUGGAGCAGAGUGGCCCAGAGUGGGAGCCACGCUGGCCCUGAUGUGGCUGAAAAGAGGCCUCCGCUUCAUCCAGGUCUUCCUCCAGAGCAUCUGCGACGGGGAGCGUGAUGAGAGCCACCCCAACCACAUCCGCGUCAAUGCCACCAAGGCCUACGAGAUGGCCCUGAAGAAGUACCACGGCUGGAUUGUGCAGAAGAUCUUCCAGGCAGCGCUGUUUGCGGCUCCCUAUAAGUCCGACUUCCUGAAAGCACUCUCCAAGGGCCAGAACGUGACGGAGGAGGAGUGCCUGGAGAAGACCCGCCUCUUCCUGGUCAACUUCACGGCCACCAUCGAUGUCAUCUACGAGAUGUACACUAAGAUGAACGCCGAGCUCAACUACAAGGUGUAGGCGGGCCAGCCACUCACAGAAACGGGCAUACCCGAGUCACUGUGAACCCAGCAGGCGGCAGGCCGGCGUCCCCCAGGGUGGCCGGCCCUGGCCUGGUCUGCAGGGCCGGGCCCUGUUUUUUUUUAAGUCAUUUUGAGGUCUAUUCUAAUGAAGCAAUAAAUAACCACCCUACUUCUGAAUCUCCUUUGAAUUUCACAACAGCACAGACUGACUUUAGAACCUUCAUUUCAGUGUGGUAAAACCAAUUAAUGUUUCUAAUAAAUCAGGUCCUAGGGUUUCCCCCCUUUCUGGGGGAUGGUAUCCUGUGCUUCACUUCAAAAAUAUGCACAGUCCUGAUGGGGAGCUGCUUGAAUGAAGCUUUGGAUGUUUUAAGCACCAUGAUGAGUCUGAUUGGAAAUGAUACAGGACUGCUGUCGUUGGGAUUUUUUUUAAGCAAGCUGGUGUAUGUUCUGUGGUCACAUAGCCCAGCCUCACAACACUGUCUACACAGCCUGUUCUUCCUCACUGUCUUUCUCCAGACGGUUUUUUUAAGUAGCUGAAACCAACCAGCAAGCCUUUGAUGGGGACAGGGCCGUAUUUUAAAACUAUCAGGCACAAAUAAUUGACCAUAGGUGGCUGUAUUUCCCUUACUCCGCAUAAUUACCUUCAGGGACAGCUUUCCAACCUAAGGAACUACCUACCACAUGUGUUUUCCCAAGGGGGAGAGAAUGAACCCCUCCAGCUGCUGAGACCCAAGAAAAUGCCUCACUGCCUUAACUGUCCUUCCUGGCGCUAAACAGAGCUGUAUUUUUUUUAAAGUGUGGGGGUGAACAAAGCCACCCCCAAGGGAAUUGAUGUGUGUUGAAAACCCAAUGAGGAACAAUUGGUAAUUUUUAUGCAGGAAAUAAAUAAUCCUUAAUAAAUAAAUCUAUUUUGGAAUCACA